GCAGCCAGUUAUCAACGGGACGGCAAAGAGAGAGGGAGCAUCUCCCGCUCUCCAUUCGACUUGGACUUGUGUCGUCGCCAACUUGUUGAGUUGUAAAACUUGAGCCGAAAAUUUUUGUAAGCCCUCUAUGUGAUAUAUUUCUGAGAUCAGUUGUCCCUCUCAGUCAAGACGACGUGUAUGAGGAAUCAUAGUGCAUGAAUGGAACCAAUUAGAGUUGUGUUUCAGGACCAAUGCUUCAACAAGUGGUGGUAGUAACUUGAUAAUAAGAAGUAGUAGUUUGUAGUGACCAUCGCGAACAUGGACGGGAGAUAUACACCAAGGCUCCUGCUGUCCUUCCUCCUCCUUUUAAUUACCAGAAACGAUGUUGCCCUGGGCCUCCACAUCACCAAAGUGGUGGUGCCGACUCCCGUAGCUGUGGGGGACGGUGGCUGGUUGGAGUGUGAGUUCGUGGACCAGGGACAGAGCAUCUACUCCCUCAAGUGGUACCUUGGCCUGGAUGAAUUCUACCGCUGGACGCCCGCCGAGAAUCCCCCAAUAAAGACCUUUCACGUGAAGGGCGACCCGCUCACUGUAGACAGGUCGUCGUCACACAAGGGCCGCGUCUGGAUCAAGGACGUCACGCUCGGGGCCGCCGGCGUCUUCCGGUGUGAGGUGUCUGCUGAGGGUCCAGAUUUUCACACCGAGUCAGAAAUUGGCACCAUGACUGUUGUGGAUCUCCCCGAUGAGGAGCCAAGGAUCACAGGUACUCAGGACAGCUACCAGAUGCACGAAGACGUAAUCCUCAACUGCUCUUCGCCCCGUGCACAGCCUCCCGCCUCCCUCUCCUUCUACGUCAACGAUGAACCGGCUGAUCCAUUGUGGUUGACACCCUACCACCCUAAGGAGGACCCGGAGACCGGCUUGGAGACCGCGGUCCUGGGUCUUCGCUUCCCCUUGCGGCCGCGACUACUGCGUCGAGGGGCCGCGAUUGUUAAGUGUACGGCAGCCAUCCUUAACAUCUACUGGGAUAGUACUGAGGUGUUUAUACCGACUGAUGCACCUUUCCACGCCUCUAUAAUGGAAGGGCAAACUGCAAUCGGCCGAGGUUAUCCUGCAGCGGGGUCCAGCCUCCUCACUGUGCUGGUGUUAGCUAUCCUCCUGCUGCUCCUGCCACACUAGAGACCUCCAGCCCUCAGCCCUGUCCACUUGGGUAGGCGACAGGCAGAUGGCAACUUGGAAACAUUGAUCGUUAGCUGUCAAGGAACUCUUCAGCCCAUGUCAUCUUGAGUGGGUGAGGAGCAACAGGGCAGUGUGGAAGCUUGGGUCUUCAGCUGCUGGGAUCUAGUGGGUGAGGGGCGGGAGGGGUCACUGUUGACCUAUGGACCCUCUGUUACUGGGAACUCCUGGCCCAUAUCCCAUAACUGGACACGCUGGGGCCCCAAAAGUUAUAUGAAUGAGUGAACAUUCCUGGGUGUGUUGCUGUACAUGGCAGUAGUGUUUACGUCAAGUGUCAUUUAAAGUAUUUUGAAUUAAUCGAGAAAAUAUCCAUCUGGAAGUUUUGUGUGCAUUAGUGUUAACAUCAUGAAGCAAGGUGCAUUGUUUACCUGCAGACGAGUGUGUUGUGCCGAUAGUCCUUUUUGUCUAUAGUUACUGAAACUCAAAUUCCAGCUGUAACCAGUUUUUAAUUUCUACAGUUUGUUAAAGAAGGAAUUCGUGUCCGCAAGUGUAGGAUCUCCCUCAGGUUCUGCGUGGCCUCUGAAGCAGCAGUCAUCAACACAGUCCUUGGAUGCUUCUAACACAUGCUCUGGGGAUGUGUUAAGUGUCUGGCAUGGAGUGAGUGUGUGUGAGGGAGACCAGGAUGACACAGUGUAAGACGUUCAGUGAUUUUGCUCAUUCUGACGCUACAAGAGUCAAGUCAGUGUAUAUUAUUCUGGCGAAUCCCAGAUCGUAGUCUUAUUUUUACUUAAAACUCGAUCUUCAUUUUGAUAUGCUAUAGUGUAAGGUAAGUGUGUGAUUUACAAAGACUGAUAUAUUCUCUCCCAAAGCUAUUUACUCCUUAUCACGCUUGAGAGUUCUAUUAUAUAUAUAUAUAUAUAUAUAUAUAUAUAUAUAUAUAUAUAUAUAUAUAUAUAUAUAUAUAUAUAUAUAUAUAUAUAUAUAUAUAUAUAUAUCGCCAAAGUUCUGUUGAGAAACCUUGCAUAACAAAAUAAGAGAAAUGUAAAGAAAGUGAAUGUACGUAAAUUUUCAAUAUUAUGUUUUAUACAUGAAUGAAAAUAUUCAGAUAAAUGAUUUUUUUACGGCAAACUUUAUGUAAGUUAUUACUUUUUUGUACAAAUGUGUGUCUAAUUUUUUUCCAAAGAAUAUUAUACCAGAGAAGACAGGUGGCAGAUGAGUGAGUUUGUGGAAGAUUGUUGAGUACAGUAAACCAGGAAGCUGAGUUAGGUCGGGCACUGAUGUGGUAGAUAUUAUUACAACCACAAUUACUGUAUUUAUUGUCUUUGUUAUAAAAAUUCCUCUCUGUGUGAUUCAGUGAAAAUAAUUAAGAGUUUCUUUGUUUAACUCAAUCUAGUCAAAAAAUCUCGACUUGUUCAGUACAACUUACAAUAAAACCAUCUCACACUACAGUCAGUCAAUCACAGUGUAGUGUCGAACUUCAUUCGUGAAUCCGAUUAUAGUCACAACUCAACCAUCUUUUAUAUCCUCACAUCAAACGGACUACCAGAGAUGUCAUUUCCAGAAACUCACUCAGCAGUCAGCAUACAGUAUCAAAAUUAUUAAAAACAUUUACAUAUAAUUUGGGGCUAUGAUCGUUCAUUGUGUGACUCUACUUCAAAGGUGAUUCUGGAACUUCCUUAAUCUAAAAAAAAAGAAGAAGAGUAUUAUCCACAUAAACCAAGACUCGGAGUUGGAUAACAUAGUUCCCUUCCCUAACCAGCUCAUUCAAUCCCCUGUGUUGUUGGGUUUUUUUCGACCCAAGGAAGAUCCAGUGUUUGAGAUUCUUCUUAUUCUCGUGAUUUUCUGGUCAGUUUAGUAUUUCGUUUUCCUUCUGGUCAUUAAUUACUAUGAUGGAGAGAACAAUGAGUUCAAGAUUAACACUCUCUCUCUCUCUCUCUCUCUCUCUCUCUCUCUCUCUCUCUCUCUCAGUACAGUAAAAUUGACUUUGUGGUUCUAGUGAUGAAUGUUACAACCUGCCUAUGUGGUGAUGUGAACGCGAGACUACAUUAUAUUUCCCCUAUCUUAUCAUUAACUUGUACCUUGACGUGAUUAACAGGUAACCAGGUCUUAGUCAUCUUAUGGUGAAAAGUGACAUGACAUACUGUGCUGUGUGUUGACCUGACUUGACCUCUCUCUCUCUCUCUCUCUCUCUCUCUCUCUC
Messenger RNA from Homarus americanus (American lobster), 3355 nucleotides. RefSeq lists its product as uncharacterized. The transcript has 5 exons. The record is from RefSeq and is a predicted model, not a curated record. Bases 298 to 1158 code for a protein of 286 amino acids. Lineage: Eukaryota; Metazoa; Arthropoda; Malacostraca; Decapoda; Nephropidae.